AUGGGUGGUCGGUAUCCGGAGGCCGACUCCACCGACGAGUUCGCACACAAUCUGUAUAACGGAAUCGAUAUGAUUACCGAAGAUAAUCGUCGCUGGCCUACAGGAAUAAAUCCUCAAACACUUCGGGGUUCAGAUACGGGAGUGUAUAUCGGGUUCUCGACGUUUGGUAUGCCUGACGGCACCCCCGAAGACGUACAGCCGGACUCUCAGAACAACAUGACUGAAACGCUAUUGUGGUUACCCGGUUCUCAGAAGUGUCUGUACGCUAAUCGGGUGUCGUUUGUGUUUGAUUUUCACGGCCCGUCGAUGAUCAUCGACACCGCCUGCUCUUCCAGUUUGGUUGCACUCAAUGCUGCCGUCAAUGAUAUGCGAUUGGGAAAGUGUCGUCAAGCGAUUGUCGGCGGCACUCAGAUAUGUCUUCAGCCGUUCUCUAAUCAGAUCUUCCAAUCGACUCGUCUGAACGCAUUCGACGGCAUUCCCAAAGUAUGGGACGAAAAGGCCGAUGGAUUCGUUAGAGGAGAGACUGUUUGCUGUUUUCUUUUGCAACGCAAAUCGGAGGCCAAACGUAUUUACGCCACUGUUUUGAACUCCGGAGUGAAUAUCGACGGAAACAAAAGAAUGGGAAUGUUUUACCCCUCGGCUGAGAGUCAGGAAGAUUUGAUGAUUAAAGUGUACGAAGAGGCAGACGUGGAUCCGUUGAAAGUGAACUAUUUUGAAGCCCACGCGACCGGAACUAAGGUCGGCGAUCCUCAGGAAGCGAAGGCCAUAUACAACGCCUAUUGUGGAAAACCUAAACGAAACGGUACUCUAAAUGUAGGCCUCCUUAAGAGUAACAUCGGUCACGCGGAGGGCGCCUCCGGUCUAUCGUCGGUCACUAAAGUGUUGAUAUCAUUUGAGAACGAAUGCAUUGCAUCUAAUUUGCAUUUGAAUAAUAUUAAGGCUAAUAUCAAAGAAUUCUGUCCACCACUCAACCCAAUUGUCACUAAUACUAAAUAUAUUCCGGGCAUCGCUGGAGUGAACAACUUUGGUGUCGGAGGAGUGAACGCCAAUUGUCUUCUCGAACCUAAUUAUAAGGUUUGCGAUGAGAAUAGCCUUAAGAUCGCCGACACUAUACCCAGGAUUGUUAACAUCUGUUGUCGAACUGAGGAAGCGUUGAAUAAUGUAUUCAAUUUCAUUGAGAAUAAUCCACAGAAGAUUACUCGAGAUUUUCUGGCCUUAAUGGCCGAAACUAUGCGCGUCGAGCCAUCGCUUAAUUCAAGUGGAUUUCCACAUAGAGGCUCUAUGAUUAUAAAACAAUUGGCUAAUAAUCAAUACGAGUAUAAGAAACAGUCGGCAGUGUUUACACUUAAGACUCAAAGGCCACUAUAUUUCCUGUUCCCCGGUUUGGGCGGACAAUGGGUUGGAAUGGCUAAGGCUUUGAUGCCAAUCAAGAUAUUCGCCGAUAAGAUCGAUGAAUGCCAUGAAGUACUCAAACCCCACGGCAUAGACUUAAAACAUCUCUUAUUAUCUGAUGACAAGAAUUCAAUGUCUAAUAUGACAAAUAAAUUCUGUGCCACAACUGCUAUAGAGAUAGCAUUAUGUGAUGUUAUCCUCGCUCUCGGUAUUACUCCCGACGGUAUUAUUGGCCACUCUUUCGGUGAAAUAGCCGCCGCUUAUGCCGACGGAUGUCUUGACACACGAGAAGCGAUGUUAGUUACCUAUUAUAGAGGACUUGUGACCGAAAGUGACAAAAAGAUACCGAAAGGACUGAUGGCUGUCGCGGGUCUGUCUUGGAAUGAGGCCAAGAAGUUGUGUCCGAAAGGAGUGAGUCCUGUCUGUAAUAACGGAAAGGACACAGUCGUCGUCUCAGGACUAUACAAUGAAGUCAAGCAAAUGGUUGAAGAUUUGAAUAAGAAAGGAGUAUUUGUUCGCGAACUCCAGAGCCAUGACAUCCCAUAUCAUAGCGAAUAUCUCAUGACAUCGGCAAAGAAACUGACGGACGAACUGAAACAAGUGGUUCCCAAUCCUAAACUACGCUCAAAGAAAUUCAUUUCAACCGCUGUUAUCGAUAGUGAGGGCGAUAUCGCGUUAAAGACCGCAUCGGCCGAGUAUUUCGUCCAUAAUCUCGUAUCUCCCGUCCAUUUCUACAACAAAUUCAAACACUUGCCAUCGGAUGCCCUCAUCCUUGAGAUCGGACCGCACGGGCUGUUCGGCAAAGUAGUGAAGGAAACACUAGAAUCUGGUACUUAUGUGUCGCUCAUUAAAAAGGACUCAAACGAUACAAAUCUUGAGAUGUUUUUACAAUCGAUCGCAAAGUUGUAUGAAUUAGGACUCAAUCCUCUAAUUGAGAACCUAUACCCUCGGGUCGAAUGGCCGGUCGCCAGAAGUACUCAAUCCAUUAGUUCCCUAUUGAAAUGGGAUCACGAUUUUACUAAUAAUGUCCGUAAAUAUCCCGACUAUCACUUCAGAUCAUACGCUUCUGACAUGAAUGAAGUCUAUAAUCCGUCGCAAAGUAUUAAAGCGUUUCUUCCCGAGCAUUGCAUUGACGGCAAUGUCUUAUAUCCGGCCACCGGUUAUCUGUUGCUCGCCUGGAGACGAAUGUCUUGUCAAUACGGAAAGCUAUGGAACCAAUUGCCGGCCAUCUUCGAGGACGUCCAGUUCCGGAGACCCAUAUUCUUGUCGGACACCGAUAUGACUAGAAUUAAAGUCAGAUAUCAUGAAACUUCAGGCGAGUUUACAAUCUUAGAGAGCGGUAACGUUGCGUGUGUGGGAAGAGUCCGCACAACCGAUGAAUACGCUCUGAGUUUGCAAAAUGUUUUGGUCGACACCGAAGCCAAUAUGGAUAAAGAGUUUGAAGUGAAUCUGACCACAAAUGAUCUCUACAAAGACCUCAAAGUCUUGGGCUAUGAUUACGGACCGAAGUUUAGACGCAUUCGUUCGGUGAAGACAAACAAUUUUGAGACAAUUCAGGGAGAGAUCAGUUGGGAUGGAAAUUGGAUCACUUUUAUGGACUCAUUGCUGCAGACAAUGGCCGCUGCGAUGCCCUUCAGGAAAAUGAUGGUUCCGGUGAUGAUUAAGAGUCUUCGCUGCGACCCAAAGGUUAUGUACGAAGGAAUAGCCGCCCGGAAAAUGUCUGAACAAAGGAUACGCGAAGAAGAGGUGGACGACGACAAGAUCGAUGAGGUUUUGCUAAGCAGUGGCAACAAAACUGUGGACGAACAGGAAGUGGAGGGCAUUUUGGCCACUAAUAGUGUUGAAUAUAUCGAAGAGCUGUUCGGCAAAGAGUUUCACGUCUAUCCGUCUGUUUUGCCGUAUUAUGUGGACAUGAAUUCACGAAUGAUUGUUACACAUGGUAUUGAGAUUGAAGACCUGAUGGCACUUCCCAUUCCUCGCAAGUCAAAUAUGCAAGACUUGAAACUAGAAUCGUAUCAAUUCGUUGCCAAUGAAGAGAAUAUCGCUAUUGAAGAGUGCGAUAAGAAAUCAGUGAAAGAAUAUCUGAAGGUGUGUUCAUCUCUUUCCGAUAAAAUUAAACAAUUAAUUGAGACUAAAGACAAAAAAGUGAAUAAUAUUAGCGAUGAUUUGGUUAAUAAAUACUUAAAUGAUAUGAAAGACAAUCAAAUUCUACUAAAAAUCUUGAACGAAGUCUAUAAGGGAUGUAUUGAUGAGAACCAGAAUAUUGACACCAAUAAAGUGAUCACUAAUUUGCAAAACAAUCCCGAAUAUGACUUAUCUCUCGAUUAUAUCAACGAAGUCUCAAAGAAUGAGCAUUUGAUCCGAUCUCUGGUCGAUAUUGUGAGCGAAUGUUUUAUCCCUAAGAAAGAGAUUAAAGUAUUGGAACUGAAUUUGACAAAUGGAUUGAUGGCUAAAGAAGUGGACACACAAUUGGCCUCAUCUCAUAUCUAUCCGAUUGAAGUCAACUACACUAUUGCUGUCAAAUCUAUUAGUACUUUGAAUGAUAAUUAUAAAAAUCAAUCGUUUAAACUGAUUGAAUGGAAUCCACAGAAUAGUGUCUUUCCAAAUGAGAUCACUUCCUCUAAUUUGAUUCUACUUAAAGAUUCGCAUCAUUUGUGGGAAAUCGAUAUGACCUCUCAAUUACAGGAUAUUUUUGAUGUCAUUUCAGACAAAGGAUUUUUGAUAUCAGUUUUCAGAUACCAAUUGACAGAACCAGAGCUCGCAUUGAAUCAAAUGAACGGCAAAAAAGCUCUGAAGAACGCGGACUUAGAGAAACGAAUCCUGGAUUUUAUAAAAGCCGCUCAAAGUGUGGGCUUUAAUGUUAUCGGAAAGAAAUUGGAUUCCAUCGGAUCCAUGGCUUUGCUUUUUAGAAAAUUAUUCUCUGAGCCUAAAGUACCGAAAAGUGAUAAUAUCGUUGAAAUCGCGAGUAAUCCCGAGAAAUGGUUCGAAACAUUGAAGCAAAAAAUAACAGAACAUAAGGACAAAGAGUCAAACGAUGAGACUCUUUGGUUGAUAGCAAACGACUCCUCCAAGAAUGGUAUCAUUGGUCUCAUUAAUUGUCUGCGUUUAGAGCCGGGAGGAGAGUGUCUGAGAUGUGUCUUCGAUUACGAUAACCUCAUCAAAGGUUCCGUGAAGUUCACUGAAAAGCCGUAUUCAGACAUUUUGUCCAACGAUUUGCCCAUAAAUGUGCUGAAGAACGGAAAAGUCGGUACUUAUAGACACUUCACUCUCAAUAAAGAAUACGACAAAAUAGAGUCAAACGACUACUUCUUGAAUGUCGGCCAUAACAGAGACUUAGCAUCUCUUCAAUGGUAUGACUCGAAGGGUUUGGUCACAAAUAAAGACGAUUACGAUUUCAUGAAUACAAAGACCAACAAAAUUGCGUGUAAUAUAUAUAGCUCUGGAAUGAACUUCAGAGAUGUCAUGUUUGCUACAGGCCGAAUUGCUUCGGGACCACAAAUGCUAUUCACUGAUUGCUGCAUUGGUUUUGAGUUCGCCGGCCGUCGGGCCGACACUGGAGAGAGGGUUUGCGGUUUCGAUAUGAGUCGAUGUUAUGCCACUUCUAUUGACGCCAACGAAGACUUUAUUUCUAAAGUGCCCGACAACUGGUCGAUGAAUGAGGCGGUGUCUGUAUUAAGUACUUACAGUACUGUAUGGUAUGGUCUCAUAGAGAGGGCACACAUGCAAAAAGGCGAAUCAAUUUUGAUUCAUUCCGGAGCGGGAGGUGUGGGUCAGGCGGCGAUCAGUAUUUGUCAGUUCUAUGAAUGCGAUAUUUAUGUGACGAUUGGAACCGAAGAUAAGAAAAAGUUUUUGAUGAAUACCUAUAAUAUUCCGGAGAACAGAAUAUUCAGUUCGAGAAACACUCAGUUUAAGUACAAAAUCAAAGAGAUUACGAAAGGAAAGGGAGUCGAUAUGGUUCUCAACUCUUUGGCCGGCGAUAAACUGGACGCCAGUUAUGAAUGCGUUGCCGAUUGCGGCCGCUUUGUGGAGAUCGGCAAAUAUGACCUCCAAAUGAACAAACAGUUGGGAAUGUUUUCAUUCUUAAGAGACAUCUCUUUCAUCGGCGUAUCAGUCGAUCAGAAACUUUAUUUGAAGAGAGGAUUUAUCAGAAGGUUCUUCAUUUGGAUGCACGACAAUUGCAAUAACGGAAUGAUUAAACCAAUUAAUCUAAAUGUUUUUAAAGCCGAAGAGGCGGAGAAGGCGUUCAGAUUCAUGACAACCGGUAAACACAUCGGAAAGAUUGUGAUCAGAAUUCGUGACGAAGAGAGCAAUCGGAUUGCGAAAAGUGGCUUCACUCCUACUAAGAAACUAAUGGUCACUCGAAAGACAUAUUUCAAUCCAAACAAGACUUAUAUCAUAACCGGAGGUUUGGGUGGAUUUGGUCUGGAGUUCAUUCAUUGGAUGAUGUUUUUGGGCGCCCGAAGAUUCGUCUUGACCUCAAGACAUGGAGUCAGAACUGAUUAUCAAAAGUUUAUUCUCGAGAGAUUGUCCUCUUUGGGAGUGAAACUAAAACAGUUUGACACAAAAGUUGUCGUUUCGACUCACGAUUGCAAUACAACUGACGGAACGAAACAACUCUUAGCCGAAGCACAGAAAUUGGGUCCAAUCGGAGGAGUCUUUCAUUUGGCUCUCGUUCUCAAUGACUGUCUUCUUGAGAAUCAAACGUACGAUAAAUUCCAGGAAACUAUUGAUUCAAAGACUAAAGCAUUUGAGAAUUUGGAUAAAAUAAGUCGUGAAUUGAGUAUAGAUUUGGACUAUUUUGUAGUCUUUUCUUCUGUCGCUUGUGGUAAAGGAAACGCCGGGCAAUCAAACUAUGGUUUCGCGAACUCUGUUUGUGAACACAUUUGUGAGUCCAGACGAAGAGACGGAUUACAUGGUUUGGCCAUACAAUGGGGACCUAUCGGUGACGUCGGAGUAUUGGCUGAUUCUGAGAUCAACACCUCUUUGGCAGCAGUUGUUAAGCAAAGAGUUAACUCAUGUCUAGAAGUGAUGGAUAAAUUGCUUCAAUCGGAUAAUUCAAUUGUUUCGUGUUUGGUGAGGGCCAAGAGGUCAGUGUUGUCGGGAACGAAGGAGUCUAAGCUCGUGAACCAGGUUUGGGUGGCGCUGGGAAUCGAUCCCAAGACUACUCCCAAUCACUUAACUCUGGGAGAGAUAGGAAUGGAGUCUAUGUUUGCGGUGGAACUGCAACAGGGAUUGGAGAGGGAGUACGACAUCAAAGUAACACUAAAUGAUAUCAAAAACAUCACAAUAGGAAUGAUGAAAGACUUUGAAGUCGGAAAAGUAGAUGAAAUGAAGAGCUUUGCGGAUGAGAUCAAGUCGUGUCGCACGAAGUUAUGUAAAGUGAAGUUCAUUAUACCGAGUGAUGCCUCCAUUAAACUCAAUAACGUGACCACUGGUCGACCGCUUUACUUCCUGCCCCCUCUCGAGGGAAUAUUUGCUUCACUCGAAGGGUUGGCCGAAAAGAUCGAUCGGCCGGUCAUUGGUCUCAAUUGGACCAAAGAAAUGGAAAAAAUGGGUUCACUUAAAGAAAUUACAAAAUACUACACUCAACUCCUGAAGGCAUUGGAGCCGAAGGGAGACUACGAUAUAUUUGGCCACUUUUACGGUGCGCUCAUUGCCAUGAAAUUGUUGAAGAAGGCUCCGGUCGGUAGGGCUAUCAUAAUCGACAUGUUGUCCGAAAUAGCACUCGACGACGACAUGAUAACAGACGACUAUUUGGUUGAGAUUAUAAUGUCUUUCAUUAGCAAAGACUUGCCGGCGGUAAUGAAGGCGAAGAUACGUCGCGACACAAUGUCUAAACCGGACGUCCCCUCAAAGAUGGAGAAAAUAGCGUCAGAAUUGAAAGAGUUUUGCGGCAAAAGUCUCGUGAGUCGAGACUUGGAUGAGAUUCUCAUAAAUUCGUUCAGAAGAGCCAAACUCUUCACAUCCUAUCGAUUGAAUAUGAGAAACAAAUACAAGAAAAUGAAGUUCAGUAUUGCGGAGAAAUACAUGAAAGUCAAUGGAAAGAUACUCAUCAUUAAACCCUUUGAAUUGACGGGAGAUUUUGUCAUGAAUGAUGAGAUGACCGAUAAGAUCAAGAACGCCUACUUUCUGCCCGAACAGGGUUUGGAGGGAAAACUCAAUUUUGAGACAAUUGAAUCAAAUAGUGAUGAUAUGGAGACUCAGAAGACCAUUGAUAUGAUGGCCGCGACUAUCAAUCAAUAUCUAUCCAAGAAAUAAAUGACAGACAUAUACUGGAUAUUAACUGUAAUCUAUGAAAGACAUUGUUAUAACCAAAGAUAUAAUCUAAUUGUGAAGACUUAUGUAUAAAUUAUUAGUUU
This is a messenger RNA of Medioppia subpectinata, 7751 nucleotides long. NCBI's taxonomy places the organism in Eukaryota, Metazoa, Arthropoda, Arachnida, Sarcoptiformes, Oppiidae. The record is from the annotation of a GenBank genome assembly.